UGGAAACGUCCUGACCAAUCAGCUUGUGGGGAAAAACGAGGGCAAGAGCAACGGCGCCCAUGUGUUUCAUCAGCCUAGUCUCUCUGAGGAAGAACCGGUAACUCUCCCAUCUCAACCAAUAUCUACCACAUCAAGCAUCUUUUACAGCAUCAGAAUGUGUGGUAUAUGGGCCUUGUUUGGUAGUGAUGAGUGCCUUUCAGUUCAGUGCACCAAUGCCAUGAAAAUCGCUCAUCGCGGUCCAGACGCUUUCCGCUUUGAGAAUGUCAACGGUUUCACCAACUGCUGCUUCGGGUUUCACCGCCUCGCUAUCGUGGACCAGCUGUACGGCAUGCAGCCUCUGCGAGUCAAGAAGUUCCCCUACCUUUGGCUAUGUUACAACGGUGAGAUCUACAACCACGUCACGCUGAAGAACCAGUUUGAGUUUGAGUAUCAGACUAAAGUCGAUGGCGAGAUCCUUCUGCACCUGUACGAGCGCUUUGGAAUCGAGAAGAUGGCCUCCAUGCUGGAUGGCGUGUUCGCCUUCAUCUUGUUGGACACCGCUAACAGGAAGGUUUUCUUGGGCAGAGACACAUACGGCGUGAGACCUCUGUUCAGACUGCUCACCGACGACGGCUUCCUAGCGGUCAGUUCUGAGGCCAAAGGUUUGCUAGAUGUCAAAACCUCCAUGUCCACUCCUGCAAAGAUCACGCCCUUCCUACCGGGACACUUUGAGGUGUUUGACUUGAAGCUCACUGGAAAAGUGCAGUCUGUUCAGAUGGAUCGCUUCCACUGCUGCACAGAAGAACCCAAACACGCUGCCUAUAACAACCUGAAGGGCCUUGGCACAGGCUUUGAACUGGAGACGGUCAAGAGCAACAUAAGGAUCCUGUUUGAAGAUGCGGUGAGGAAACGCUUGAUGGCUCACAGAAGAAUCGGCUGCCUGCUCUCAGGUGGUCUCGAUUCAAGUCUGGUUGCUGCUACACUUGUGAAACUGGCCAAUGAAGAGCAUCUGCCGUAUCCCAUUCAGACCUUUUCCAUCGGUGCAGAAGACAGUCCAGAUGUUGCUGCUGCUCGCAAGGUGGCAGCACACAUUGGCAGUGAACACCAUGAAGUGAACUUCACACCUGAGGAAGGCAUCCGUGCGCUGGAGGAAGUCAUCGUUCACUUGGAGAGUUAUGACAUCACCACUGUGCGUGCUUCUGUCGGAAUGUACCUGAUCUCAAAGUACAUCCGUGAGAAGACCGACAGCGUUGUGAUUUUCUCAGGUGAAGGUUCGGAUGAACUGACACAAGGAUACAUCUACUUUCAUAAGGCGCCGUCACCUAAAGCAGCGGCAGAGGACAGUGUGCGUCUGCUGAAAGAGCUUUAUCUGUUUGACGCGCUGAGAGCAGACCGAACCACAGCCGCACACGGACUGGAGUUGAGAGUGCCUUUCCUGGACCAUAGGUUCACCGCAUACUUCCUCUCUCUGCCUGAAGAGAUGAGAGUGCCUAAGGAUGGUGUGGAGAAGCAUCUCUUGAGGGAAUCGUUUAAAGGCUUGGACCUCAUCCCAGAUGAGAUCCUCUGGAGGAGGAAGGAGGCCUUCAGUGACGGGAUGACCUCCAUGAAGAAAUCCUGGUACGCCAGUCUGCAGGAGCACAUCGAGACUGAGGUGAAUGACUCUCAGUUGGAGAAGGCUAAGUCACGGUUCCCUAAAAAUCCUCCCACAACCAAAGAGGGCUACUUCAUAAGGCAGAUCUUUGAGAAGCAUUACCCCGGCCGCUGUGAGUGGACGCCACAUUACUGGAUGCCCCGCUGGAUCAAGGCCACGGACCCCUCAGCCAGAACCCUGUCCAUCUACAAGCCUGAUAAAGAAAUGUCUGAUACUUGUCUGAUACCAACCAGACAACAAGCCUCAGUCCUUAUCUAGGCAUCUCACACAUUCCCUACAGCAUACAAACCUGCAUUUUUCAAACCUUAUUCACCAUAAAAUAUCUUUUUUGCCUCACCUCUCUGUUUUAUUUGACUAAACUAUAUAUUUUUUCCCUUAGAGAACGGGUUUAUUUUAGGUUCAUUUUAGGUUCAUUUUUUAACCCUCUGGAGUCUAAAGCACUAUUCGGACGGGACUAGUUUUCUAAACUACGUUUGAGUUUCGAUUCUUACCACCUGACGUCUGUGAUUUUCAUGUACCAAUUCAGAUGGUACUAACAUCUCCAUGUUUAUUACAGAGAUGGGAGGGUCUGAUUUGUUUAUCUGGGCAUCACAGAGAUCACGUGCUCUGUAUGCGUGCAUUGUAUUCAUUCAGAAUGACUGCCUUAGUAUUAUUACACAAUAAAUACUAAAUGGCUAGUAUAGCAAACCAUG
Molecule: messenger RNA, 2322 nt
Organism: Carassius auratus (goldfish)
Lineage: Eukaryota; Metazoa; Chordata; Actinopteri; Cypriniformes; Cyprinidae
Product: asparagine synthetase [glutamine-hydrolyzing]-like
Exons: 12
Coding region: 155-1888 (577 amino acids)
Cellular component (GO): cytosol
Molecular function (GO): asparagine synthase (glutamine-hydrolyzing) activity
Source: RefSeq, a predicted model, not a curated record